Molecule: messenger RNA, 2036 nt
Organism: Manihot esculenta (cassava)
Lineage: Eukaryota; Viridiplantae; Streptophyta; Magnoliopsida; Malpighiales; Euphorbiaceae
Product: F-box/kelch-repeat protein At1g57790
Exons: 3
Coding region: 586-1716 (376 amino acids)
Molecular function (GO): protein binding
Source: RefSeq, a predicted model, not a curated record
CAUGAAUAUGUAUGGAUCGAUGAUAAACAAGGUUAAAUUAAGAAUUUUUCCUAAUUCAAUAAUAUUUUUUCACAGUAUCUGCAUAAAAUCAAAAUUAAAAUCGAUAAAAGAAAUAGUAUUGAAAUCAAACCAAUACCCUGCGGUUUGGUUAGUCCAAUCUCUCAACUAAAGCUUUCGGUUCGGACCGGAAUUGGCCACAGACUACACGGACAAGUCAUAAGUUGACAACCAUUGACCCAUGUUAAGAACCAUCCAGUUCCGAACGCGGGUUUAGUUACUUUACCGUACGACCAAGUCUUUAUUCCGUGUGGAAACCCACACGUAUCUUUUUUAACAUCCAGUAAUAUGUUGCCACGUUACAGGAAUUGUUGCUUUGUUACUGACGUUGCAGAUUGUCACUGGCUUAAUGUCAAUGCGACACACUGUGAAGUGACACAACAGAUCAUAAUAUAUACUUGACACGUGCAUCGCCAUUUUCUAAUUUGUUCAUUGUGAUGCACUAGAUAGAUUGCUUCUCGUUCUCUCGUCUCUCUCUUCAAUUGUUCUGUGUGCAGUGUAUUGAAUUGCUUCAUUUGGUAAUCAAACAUGGCGGGGAGGAAGAGAAGAAAGCUGAAUUCGUUGGCUAUGGUGGCUGUGGAUAGUACAAGGGGGACAACCAAGAGUAAGAGAGAGAAGCUGGAAUUACAAACUUGGUCUGACCUUCCCACAGAACUUCUGGAGCUGAUCUUCUGCCAUUUAACUCUAGAGGACAACAUUCAUGCCUCUGUUGUUUGCAAGAGAUGGCACACAGCUGCGGUUUCUGUCAGAGUGGUAAACCAAUCACCCUGGCUUAUGUAUUUUCCAAGAUAUGGGAAUUUGUAUGAGCUCUAUGACCCAGCACAGCGCAAGACCUAUUCCCUUGAGUUACCAGAGUUGUAUGGGUCAAGAGUUUGUUACACUAAAGAUGGUUGGUUGUUGCUAUUCAGACCUAGAACACAACGUGUUUUCUUCUUUAAUCCAUUUACCAAGGAGUUGAUCAAACUGCCAAGAUUUGAAUUGACUUAUCAGAUAGUUGCUUUCUCUGCUUCUCCAACCUCUACCAGCUGCAUUGUUUUUACAGUUAAGCACAUCAGUCCCACAGUGGUUGCCAUCAGCACUUGUCAUCCUGGGGCAGCCGAAUGGGUAACAGUAAAUUAUCAAAAUCGCUUGCCUUUUGUUAGUAGUAUUUGGAACAAGAUUGUUUUCUGCAGUGGACUCUUUUACUGUCUAAGUCUCACAGGUUGGCUAGGUGUUUUCGACCCAGUGCAACGUACUUGGAAUGUUCUUGUUGUGCCUCCACCUAAAUGCCCUGAGAAUUUCUUUGCUAAAAAUUGGUGGAAAGGAAAAUUUAUGUCAGAGCAUAAUGGAGACAUCUUAGUUAUUUAUACAUGUUGUAGUGAAAACCCAAUUAUAUUUAAGUUGAAUCAGUCAAAUAUGAUGUGGGAAGAGAUGAAGACACUUGAUGGGGUGACGCUGUUUGCCAGUUUCUUAUCAUCUCAUUCUAGAACUGACCUCCCUGGAAUAAUGAGAAACAGUAUCUACUUCUCUAAAGUUCGCUUCUUUGGAAAGCGUUGCAUAUCAUACUCUCUGGAUGACUGUAGAUACUAUCCUCGCAAGCAGUGUUAUGACUGGGGAGAGCAAGAUCCUUUUGAGAAUAUCUGGAUUGAACCACCUCAAGGCCUCUCAUCAUUCAUCUGAGGAACACCAUAAGGUGAUUCAAGUAUUGAGUGCCCAAUGUUUGCCUAUAAAUAGAGCAAGCAUUAGCAAGCAGCCUUUAGAAAAGCACUCUGUUUUGCUGCAUGGAUUGUCUGUGUACAUGAAGCAUUAAAGUUCAUGCGAUGUUGAGGGAUGGAAUUUAUACCUUGAAGAUAAUACUAAUGCAGUUUAGACAACCUAAUUUGUAUUUUGAUCUGAAUCCUAUAUGUAUGCUCUUUAGUGCAUCCUCAGCUUAGUUGAUCAAAUACGUUUCAGAUAUAUAUUUUUGUCCACUAUAUGUCAUCUUCCUUUGUGUCUUCUCA